This is a messenger RNA of Oryzias melastigma (Indian medaka), 3033 nucleotides long. RefSeq names its product oocyte zinc finger protein XlCOF6. Bases 809 to 2311 code for a protein of 500 amino acids. NCBI's taxonomy places the organism in Eukaryota, Metazoa, Chordata, Actinopteri, Beloniformes, Adrianichthyidae. Gene Ontology annotation, molecular function: DNA-binding transcription factor activity, RNA polymerase II-specific; RNA polymerase II transcription regulatory region sequence-specific DNA binding. Gene Ontology annotation, cellular component: nucleus. The record is from RefSeq and is a predicted model, not a curated record. Gene Ontology annotation, biological process: regulation of transcription by RNA polymerase II. The transcript is spliced from 2 exons.
CAUUUUUAUGAUCAUCUGUUUUUUCCCUUUUAAAAUCAAGCAAAAUGAAGCAUUUUAAUAUUAUUUUACUGUCUCUGCUGAGCCAUUUGUCAUUGUUUACUGACCUUUCCAAUAUGGCGUCACUCUUUACAUAUCUUGGCUAAUAGUAAGUGGUUAGCAUGGCAUUUCUAGCAAUCUAAAUGUAUUUACUUAAAUGCAUUAAAUAAUUAUAUAUACAAUAAUUAAAUAAUGAUUUAUAUUAAAUUAAAUAUACCUGACUGCAGACAACAAGGUGGCGUCCUGACAUCAUUUGCCAGAAUCAGAAGUCCUGAAACCGGAAGUUUACGAUAAUACUCUUUUUCUGGUGGAAUAGGAGGUGCCACGCUAGUCAUUGUUGAUGAAAGCCACCCGUUUAUCAUUCAUUUACCAAUAACGUUUUAAAAUAGGCGUAUUUUGGCGCCGCUACGGACAUAACAUAAGAAACAGUUCACAUUCCAGACCAGGUGGUGGCGAUAAAGCGCCACGAAGUUGUUCGUCGACACCCACUAAACCACAGAAGAAGAACAGGCGAAGGCGCUAGCUUGUGGCUAGUGGGCGGUGUUGUUGUUUUUUUUGUUCGGACGUUUGCGAGGUUUGUGGACAGAAAGGUCGAUACGUGGUUCGGUUCCGAACAAUCCCCUUUAGCUAAAGUGUCGUAAAUGAGUGAAUGCGUGUUGAACGUAAAGAAAACGUGGCUGUGAUUGUGAGACUAGCAGAUGAUCGGAGCUGCUGCUGUUCAGAGGACUUUGGUGUUUGUUGGAGCUGAAGAUCUUCUGCAGCUGCAGGAACCAUGUCUUCAGAACCUCAGGAAGAUUCUGACAGAGAACAACUUUCUGCUGCUGAAGGAACCAUCGUCCAGAACCAGGAGGAGCUCUGUGGUCAGCGCAGGCCGCUGGAUGUCAUCUGGAAACCGCAGCUUCAGCUCCGCGUCGUAGUCCUCCCCCAGGAUUGGGCGACUGAGGAGGAUUUCUGCAACCAGUCGAGGAACUUUAGUGUGGAGCAGGAGGAUCCAGAACUUUCACAGACCACUGAGGAACUUAAAGAACCAGAACUUCUACAGAUUAAAAAGGAGCAGGAGGAAGAAGAAGAACCUCCACAGAUCAAAGAGGAGCUGGAGGAACAUGAACCUCUACAGAUUAAAGAGGAGCAAGAGGGACUUUGUUUCAAUCAGGAUGAAGAUCAGUUUGAUCUGAAGCAGGAGACUGAGACAUUGAUGGAGAUUCCUACUUAUGAGGAACAUGAGUACAAUGAAGCAGAUCUAAACUAUCAGCAGAGCUUUAAUGUAACUGAUAGUCAGGAUGAAGAAAGAAACUAUUAUGAAGAAUCAUCAUCAACUACAGAUGGAGAGACAGACCCAGAAAGCAGCUCUCUCCCCCCAGAAAGUCAGUGUUACUCUGAUGUUAAAAGAAACUUCAAGAAUAAAACUUUGGUUAAGAAAUGCAAACAAUCCCUUAAAGAAAGGAGAAUUUCCUCUAUUAAGUCCGAUAAAAUACCAGAAAUUGCACACAAUGUCUCGGUCCUCAUGAACACUGAAUCUGAUGAAGGACUUUAUAUCUGUGAAGAAUGUGGUAAAAGUUUCGGUGACUGGUCUCAGCUCGGAGUUCACAUGAUAACUCAUACAGGGGAGAAGCUUUUUUCUUGUAAAGAAUGUGAUACGAGAUUCAGUCGUAAAUCCAAUCUGAAGAAACACAUGACAACUCACACAGGAGAGAAGCCCUUUUCAUGUAAAGAGUGUAAUACAAGUUUUAUUCAAAGAUUUGAUCUCAAAAGACACAUGAGGACUCACACAGGAGAAAAGCCUUUUUCUUGCAAAGAAUGUAAUAAAAGUUUUAGUCAGAUAUCGCAUCUCAAAACACACAUGAGAACUCACACAGGAGAAAAGCCCUUUACUUGUACAGAAUGUGACAAAAGUUUUAGUAUUGAAUGUAAUCUCAAAACACACAUGAAAAUCCACACAGGAGAAAAGCCCUUUACUUGUACAGAAUGUGAUAAAAGUUUUAGUCGUGUAUCUCAUCUCCAAGCACACAUGAGAACUCACACAGGAGAAAAGCCUUUUUCAUGCAAAUUAUGCGAUAAAACGUUUAGUCACGUAUGUAAUCUCAAAACACACAUGAAAACUCACACAGGGGAGAAACAUUUCUCUGGUAAACAAUGUGAUACAAGUUUUAGUCAAAUAUCUCAAAAGUCAGAUGAGAAGCAGCAAAGACCUGAAGUCAGCUAUCAAAACAAUCUGAACUUAUAUUACACGUAUACAGAGACACAGGCUGAUGGCCUCCAUACCACAGGACAUUGAUAUAGUUAUUCAAUUAGGAGACACAAGUAUUGAAUGCAAAGUAAAGGUGCAGUUUUCUGAACUCUGACAUGUGCUGAAAACGUCCUUUUGAUUGUUUUCAUAUGAUAUUCAAAUUUUCCCAGACAAUGUUUUAGGUUUUCAUUAUCAUAAGCCACAAUAUCCAAAAAACUAAAUAAAAUAGGGAUUGAUACAUGUUAAUCUAUGUGUAAAGAUACUGUACAAUAUGACUUUCACCUCACAGAAAAUUCUUUACUUUUUCACUAAUUUAUUUUAGGUGUAUCUAUGAAUAGAAAUUUGUUGUUUUGAAAUGCAGGUUAAAUAUUUAUCUCUUCAACAGCUUUUACCAGAUUAAAUGUUUCAUUACUUCUUUUACUGGUGUUUUUUGUUAAAUUUGUUUUUAAUUUUGUGGGUUGAUUUACAUUUCUAGAUAUUUUAAUAUUAUAUUUUGGUUUGGAGUUGAUCAUGGUGGUUGAAACUUAUGCUGAGACAAAAUCUAUGUUGUCUUAAGUCUGUGACAACACUAGAAAUAUUUUGAAUACUUCUUUAAUCCUAAAAAUACCGUGAGAUCAGUAAACAUUUUUGAUAUUGACAAAAAAAAUGCCAACUGCAAUUAUUUAUUUUUUGUUGUUUGAGAAAGUAACUGCCUUGUGAAGAAACAUUUUCCCAGAAAUGCAGUAAGGUAGAGGCAGAUAAAGGAAAAUAAAAAGCAUUUUUGUCUUGUG